AUGGGCAACAAGUCAACAGCACUCGCUCAACAGGAAGAGCAAGGCAAAGAAGAGUCACACCAUGUCACCCAAAGCAUCACCCCCAAAAGGAAUAAUGACCCAUCUGAGAUCCGCGUGUGGAGGGAGAUGGAUUUGGCGCGCGUUUCGCGUUUUGGAGGGAGUUAUAAAGAGAAGGGCAGCCGAGACGAAGAUGGUCUCCACCGCCGCUGCCUCGUCUUCACUCAACGCCAACACCACCAACAAAGUACGAAGAUGCCUGCCAGCUCGAUAUUUGCCCGCCCGGCGUCGCCCCCUCCACGGGCCCCGUCCCCCGUCUUCGAGCCCGAGCCCCUGCCGUCGCCCCAGCUGCGCAUGCGCCAGCCCCGUGCCCAGACGUCCAUGUCCUCCCUCCAGGGCAUGGACCGCUCCCUCUUCUCUGCCCGCUCCUGCUCCAACCUCCGCGACCCAGCAAACGCAGCAGACUCCAAACUCAAACGCAAGUCCUCGCGCCUCACCAUCGACUCCCUCCACUCCGCCUCUUCCUGCUCUUCCUCCUCCUCCGCUUCAUCUUAUUCCUCCUCAACAUCCUCGUCAUCGGCGUCGACGUCAUCGUGUUCCUCCGCCUCCUCCCCCAUAACACCGCGCUCCUUCACACUCCCCCUCCCCCUCCCCACCGACGCCCACUCCCCCGCCCCCGCAAAGCGCACAAAAUCGCGGCACCACCGUGCCCACUCCAUCGUCGUCCCCGCCCCGCGCCGCUCCCGCUCAUCCUCGCCCCCACCCGCGCCCUCACCGCGCGAGGUCCCACCCCCCGUUCCCGCCAUCCCCGCCGUCCUCCUCACGCCCACGGACAAGAAGCCCGUCUUGAGGAAGAAGGGCAGCAGGGAGGGCAAGGAGAAGAGGAUCACCCCGAUAUAUCUUCCCGAGUUGGACGUGCAGAGCCCCGCCAUGAACAACAACCCGUUCUCGGCGCAGGCAAUCAAGGCCCAUGAGGAGCGCGAACGCGACGAGCUUGCGAGGAUCGAGAGGGAACGUGAGCAGGAGAAGAAGGCCGGGAGGCGGGCAGAGAAGGAAAAGGAUAUCGCGAUGACGUGCCUCAAGUUCUUUUCGAUGAAGAACGCGAGUGCUGCUGCUGCGUAA
This is a messenger RNA of Pleurotus ostreatus (oyster mushroom), 1119 nucleotides long. RefSeq lists its product as uncharacterized. The transcript has 2 exons. The coding region runs from base 1 to 1119 and encodes 372 amino acids. The record is from RefSeq and is a predicted model, not a curated record. NCBI's taxonomy places the organism in Eukaryota, Fungi, Basidiomycota, Agaricomycetes, Agaricales, Pleurotaceae.